Messenger RNA from Alternaria atra, 1194 nucleotides. RefSeq lists its product as uncharacterized. Bases 1 to 1194 code for a protein of 397 amino acids. Lineage: Eukaryota; Fungi; Ascomycota; Dothideomycetes; Pleosporales; Pleosporaceae. The record is from RefSeq and is a predicted model, not a curated record. The transcript is spliced from 3 exons.
AUGUAUUCAAUACGGCGGAGUUGCCAAUCGGCCUUGCUGAAAUCAGAAAACGUAUGCUUGUACGCCAAUGGCACAAGACGCGCAUUCUCUCGUACCUCGGUGAGCUCAAGAGGCGCUCUCCCAAACUUCCUCCCACCUUCUAAACCCGAAUUAUCGGAGCUUCUCUCGAGAUUCAACUCCAAGGUCCUUCUCCCCUCGCAUUUAACAAAAGAGCAACAAAAGCUUGUAUACUCCCAAGAAUCCCGCGCAAAACUCGAAGCCGAACCUGUAGAGAUCACCCUAGGAGAUGUCACCCUCCCUCUCGAACACAUCGAUCGAAAUCAGCUGCCAAACCGCUUCAAAACGUUCAGAAGGAUAAUAAAAGAGAGCGAAACCAAGGAGGACUGGGAGAAUGUCGUAAGAUGCUUGGAGGGAUUUCAGGAGGCCGGUAUCAAGGCCCCAAGUCAAUGGCAGGAGUUAGCCAUAAGAAGGUUAAAUCUGGCGGGCAUGAAUCACCUCGUCCUGAAGAUGUUGCAAAGGCCGAAGGCAACGGGCGUGAGCCUAAGCAAUUUUGGCGUGUUGCUACAGGUGUUGAGGAGUGUGCAUGACAAAGCUGCGUUGGCCGAUUGGGCAGAGGAUGAUACAAUCAAGGCGUACAAGCAAGCGAAGCAGAUCGUGGAGCUUAUGGAUAACGAGGAGCACCACAAAGCUCAAAAGCGGCCUGUGAAGGAGGGCGAGUUCCCUGAAGGUGACUGGAGGGGUAGGCCCUCUGUGGUUGCGCUGCCGACGGAGAUGGCUGCUGUCCUCGCCGAGCGAUAUGGUGGAGACAAAGAGGAGGUCAAGAAGUUGUCUAACCGUCUCGUGAAUGCGUUGAAGCAGAGCGGGUACAUGAACUCAUUCGACAUGACAUCUCAACGCACGAGCGUCACAUCUGCUGCCCAUCAAAACAUCACCAGACACUUGGCAUUCCUGAAAGACUACUGCUACGAGCUCCUCGAGGUACUCAUUGUGUGGAACGCACUGAAGACAUCUCGCAAGGUACUGGGUGCUGAAAUGCCCCUGGCAGAAGAGGCACAGAAGUUCGAAGCUAGAGCAGAGGAAGUCUUGAUGGGAGGUCUGGGGUCGUUGGAGAACAUGUCGAAGAACAAGGAAGGCAAGCCGCUGAAGUCAUUGUUUGUAGAUUACAUCAAAAACGCGGCUGAGGUUUGCAAAUAA